Molecule: messenger RNA, 1037 nt
Organism: Rattus norvegicus (Norway rat)
Lineage: Eukaryota; Metazoa; Chordata; Mammalia; Rodentia; Muridae
Gene: Wfdc6b
Product: WAP four-disulfide core domain 6B
Cellular component (GO): extracellular region
Molecular function (GO): peptidase inhibitor activity; serine-type endopeptidase inhibitor activity; endopeptidase inhibitor activity
Source: RefSeq, a predicted model, not a curated record
GCACCAUGGGUACAGCUCGUCCACUGAUGGCCUCUGGGGAGGGAACGUAGCUGGCUCAAGUCCAGAGCUGCUUCCUGGACUGUUGGGACACAGAGCAGAGGCCAGAGCCGCAGACCAGCCCCUCCUGGUUCAAUGCCUGCCAACAGGUUACAGCUUCCCAAAAUGAGACACUGGGGGCUUCUGCCAUUCCUGGUCCCCCUCAUCUUCCUGUGGAGCAUCCAGAAACCUCAGCUGACAGAGGGGUUAUUUUUCAAAACAUGUCCAAAGUAUAAAAUAAAGUGUGACUUUGAAGAAAGAAGCCAGUGUUCACGACACAAACAGUGCCCAGAAAAGCAAAGGUGCUGCAUGUUCGCCUGUGGGAAGAAAUGCUUGGACCUCAACGAAGACAUAUGCAGUCUGCCCCAGGAUGCUGGCCCCUGCUUGGCCUACCUCCCACGCUGGUGGUAUAACAAAAAGACUAACCUCUGUACCCAAUUCAUCUAUGGUGGUUGCCAAGGGAACACCAACAACUUCCUAUCUAAAGAUAUCUGUACAUCCAUUUGCACAAGGAAACACAGUGUUCAUAUCAGCUCCCAGCCCUCCGCAUGCAAAAUCACAGUUGUGCGCCAGGAUAACAGUGUCUAUUGUAAGCUGCUAAAGAACCGAGCAAAGGAAGAACCAGCAUCCCUAAACCUGAGAGGCUCAUUUGAAAAAUAUUUAGCACUGUGUUAGAAAGUAUUUCAAAUAAGAACACAAUUCACAAUCAACUUUUUUUUUUCUGGGCUUUUGAACUUUAUUGAAAAAUGCAAGCAGGAAGGGAAUCAAACAUUUAUAACAUAUGUUGAUUAUUUACCUGACCAAAGUGCAAUGAUUUCUUUUAAAAUCCUUUAAAAUAAGUAACCAUGGAAAACAUAAGCCAGGAAAUAAAAUACAGAUGGGAAUUUUAACCAUUAGAUUGCUCUGUCUAAUUUAUUCUAACUCUCUGUUUAGUCUAAGAAACAAACAAAUGAAACACUCUUGACCUAUUAUUAAAACAAGAACCGAAUCAAAUUAGCAUA